UUCAACAGGCAGUAGAGGGCACAUCUCGGGGAGAAGUGAAAUAACGUAGUUGAGUUUACGCUGAAUAAAAGAGGGCACAGUCAAAAAGAAACAUAAAGAAAACCCGUUGCACUUGUUCCAGGACCGAAAGUGGAGCAGUCGGUGCGGCCAUGCUGAGUUUCCUGUUGCUGAAGUCGGUUCCAGUCGCACUGUGAGCGCUUUGGAUCUGGUGACAGCCUCGACACAGAAACCACAAGAGACGACACAGACAUGGAGAAUGGGAAGAGCCGCCUGCAGCAGGUCCAGGAGGACGCGGAGGAGGUGACGGGCAUCAUGCUGGUAAACAUGAACAAGGCCAAUGAGAGAACUGGCAAACUGGGCGAACUGGAGGAUAGGGCUGAUGUGCUGCUGGCAAAAAGUAAAGCUUUUGAAAAGACCGCCAACCAGGUGAAGCAAAAGAAGAGAUGGGAGAACAAGAAGAUGAAAUUGGUGUUUAUUGGCUUUGGAGUGAUAGUGGCGCUCAUCGUUCUCGGACUUAUAAUCUACGCCAUUGUUGAUAGCCAACGAGCACAGUAGCUCCUCUGCUGGUGAGGAGCGGGAAGUGGACACAAUUAAAAGAGGAACGCAAACUAGUGGGACUUUCGCAUCUUGCCUGAACUUCUCAAUCUGUGUUAUUUUUGUGUUUUAAAGAUAUUGAUGAGAGUAUCUGUUCCACAUUUCAUUAGUCUUCAGUUGAUAUGGUACCAAUAAUGUCUCGGCUGCUUUGCUGCUUUUUUAACUCACUUUUCAAAUGUAAUGUCUCUGUAAGGCCCUCAAUGGGGGAACACACAGAUCUUAGAUCUUCAAAUUGGAUAUAUUUAAGAAGUUCUCCUCCCCUCCCAUGAAUUACUCAUAUUUUUAACCAAACAUUAUCAGGCUGCUACUUUUGUAUUUGUAUGUUUGUCCCCUUUAAGAGCACAACUCAGAGGAACAGAAAAGUGCCAUCAGAGGUCGCUGAACUGAAGACAGAAUCCUCUUCACCAACGAUUCAGUCGGUAAUUAGAGUCAAAGAAGACAGAGGAUGUUUUCUUAAUUUGUUGAAUAUAAGCAGUUUCCAAUAGCUUCAACUUGGAAAGAAUAAACUGGUGUAUUGUCCAUGAAAUGAAAGGCUGUCUGUAUUAUUAAAAUGUUUUUAAAGGCA
Messenger RNA from Pseudoliparis swirei, 1159 nucleotides. RefSeq names its product vesicle-associated membrane protein 5 (gene vamp5). The coding region runs from base 250 to 555 and encodes 101 amino acids. Gene Ontology annotation, biological process: SNARE complex assembly; vesicle-mediated transport; vesicle fusion. The transcript is spliced from 3 exons. Lineage: Eukaryota; Metazoa; Chordata; Actinopteri; Perciformes; Liparidae. Gene Ontology annotation, molecular function: SNAP receptor activity; syntaxin-1 binding. Gene Ontology annotation, cellular component: SNARE complex; plasma membrane. The record is from RefSeq and is a predicted model, not a curated record.